AUGGAGCGGGGCAGCGGCGAGCCCGAUGAGGUCCUCGCGCUCCGCAGGAUCCUCGCCGUGCUCGCCGCGGAGGGCGCCGAGGGCCCGGACUCGGAGUCGCAGGCGGGCGCCGGGGAGGAGCCGGAGGAGCACCGGCCCCUGCUGUACGCGAGCCUGGCGAGCCUCAGGGACGGUUUUUCGGGCUACUGCGCGUCGGCGCCCCAGGACUUCAUCUCAGGACUGGGAGGGCGAGCGCUCGCGGAGCUGGCCGGGGAGGCUGGGCGAGGUCAGCGCACCCUUCCGCGACCGCCUGCUGCGAGCAGAGCGGGCCUCCGGCGGCUUGGGGCGGCGGCUGCUGUCGGGGGCGGCGGUGGCCAAGGGCGGGGCCAUCUGCGAGCGGCAGCCUCCCCUGCCGUGCAUCAGUACCAGGACUCCCGGCGCGUCUGCGAGGUCUGCUCCCACU
Prorocentrum cordatum is the source of this 442-nucleotide messenger RNA. Lineage: Eukaryota; Dinophyceae; Prorocentrales; Prorocentraceae. The record is from the annotation of a GenBank genome assembly.